Cercocebus atys (sooty mangabey) is the source of this 645-nucleotide messenger RNA. RefSeq lists its product as uncharacterized. The record is from RefSeq and is a predicted model, not a curated record. The coding region runs from base 1 to 621 and encodes 206 amino acids. The transcript is spliced from 2 exons. Lineage: Eukaryota; Metazoa; Chordata; Mammalia; Primates; Cercopithecidae.
AUGUCUGGCCGUUCUUGCAGGCAGUUACGGAUUUGGAAUACGGCCUUAAGGUACAGAGCUUCUCUCUGGAUUUGCUCUUCCGAUAGAAGAGGAAGCAGUUGCACUACACACUUAACACUCUUUUUCCCCAUAGCAAAAGUAACACAGCAGCUCCUGAAAGCCACAUUUCCGGCUGUGCUGGGGAGUCUCCACAUUUUUGAUGCGCUGGGCGUUCGUCUCAGAUGCCUCGACCCCGUUCCUGCUUCUUUUACUUUGCAUUUGCCUUUGUGGUCCUUCCCUCGCUUUUACUCCCCGCCCCUCCUGUUCCAGCGCCCCUCCUGCCCAUGCGCCUCUCCUGCCCCAGCACCCCUACUGCCCCAGCGCCAGGCCUUUUCUAGCAGCUCCCCUGGGUUCAUCUCUGCUGCAGGCAUUGCUCCACCAAGCGGCGGUGCUCCCCCUGCAGAUGCAGAGGUGGCCCCAUCCUGUGAUGUGCCACCACAUCCCUUUCAGCGAAGGGCUUUGUUGGCUGCUGUGGGCAUUCUCAUGGCCUCUCCAGGCAUGGCCUCCGCUGUAGAGACCUAUGUCACCAAGGCCAGGCCCUCCCAUGGGGCUCCAUCCAACAACCAUUCUGCCUCAGGGUAAGAGGCCCAGCCCUCUCAGCCUGAG